AUCAUUUUUAACCAUAUCCACAUCUUCACAGCAUUGGUCCCGUAUUACCACUGAGAAACAACCCCACCCCGGCUUCGAUAACAUGGCUGGGCAGAAGAAGCAGAAGGAUUGGGAGAACGAGGUGCGCUCAUGGGGCUUCUCGCAUGUGUUCACAUGGACUGAUGGGCCGAACGCUCACUACAGCCCACACUCCCACGCCGGCUUGACGACACACCUCAUCCUUAGGGGUGAACUUACCAUCACUUACCCAAAGGACGAGCAGCCAACCAAGCAGACUUUUUUUGUCGGCGACCGGAUCGAUGUUGACGCGGGUCGGGUUCAUGAGGUGUGGAUGGGCAAGGAGGGGUGUACGUAUGUUAUUGGGGAGUGAACAUACUAUUCCUUUGAAGUGGUGAACUGUGCUGCCCCUGUUUUGUGACUAGCUCUAUUCUUGUUUGGAGUCAGAGCUACUGUUCAUCUAUAUCGAGAGUAUAGGAAGGAGGUCUGAACAGAGCAAGGGACCUGGGACGACCACGUACAGCUGGCAAAGGCCGCCCGUCCGAUGUGAACAAUAUGGUGACGUCUUUGAUGCUAUAGAAAUGAAUCAU
Molecule: messenger RNA, 587 nt
Organism: Cryphonectria parasitica EP155
Lineage: Eukaryota; Fungi; Ascomycota; Sordariomycetes; Diaporthales; Cryphonectriaceae
Exons: 2
Coding region: 83-370 (95 amino acids)
Source: RefSeq, a predicted model, not a curated record